AUGGAAGUUAUUCAAGCUGAUAUUCUUUAUAUGCCAUUUGAAAAGGUAGGUGGAAUAACUUAUAUGUUUUGCCUUACUUGUAUAGAUAUAGCUUCUCGAUAUAAAGGUGCCGUUCCAAUUGGAACUACUCUUGAUGUUUUGAAUAUGGAAGAUUUUUCUCUAGAAGGUGUACUAACUUCAUCUGUAGUUGCCGAUGCCUUUGAAAAACUUUUAAACGAUCCUAAUAAUCUUUUUAGAUGGGAUAAGUUAAAAUUAGUAAUUACAGAUAAAGGCUUGGAAUUUAAAGGUCAUUUUGAAAAACUCUUAAAAAAACGUAAAAUAAAAAAUCAGAAGGCUAAUUCUAAUAAUACUAUGGGUCCUAACGAAAGCUUUAAUAAGACUUUAAGUAAAAAAUUGUUUCAAAUACAAGAUGCGCAGGAAUUAUUAUUGCCUAUACCUCAAAGGUCUCGAAUUUGGAAAAAAAAUCUUUCUACCGUAAUUAAUAUAUUAAAUAAUACUGUAACUCAGUUAAUAGGAAUGACGCCUACUGAUGCUGUAAAAAAGGAACAUGUAUAUGCAAAAUCUUCUAAACCUCGUAAAGGACCCUGCUUUAUCAUUUCAGAAAUUGGAAAACUUUUUCAACAAAUUUGUUACUGA
This is a messenger RNA of Entrophospora sp. SA101, 636 nucleotides long. The record is from the annotation of a GenBank genome assembly. NCBI's taxonomy places the organism in Eukaryota, Fungi, Glomeromycota, Glomeromycetes, Entrophosporales, Entrophosporaceae.